This is a messenger RNA of Beta vulgaris subsp. vulgaris (sugar beet), 2842 nucleotides long. Its product is annotated as glutamate--tRNA ligase, cytoplasmic-like. NCBI's taxonomy places the organism in Eukaryota, Viridiplantae, Streptophyta, Magnoliopsida, Caryophyllales, Amaranthaceae. The record is from RefSeq and is a predicted model, not a curated record. Bases 1 to 2184 code for a protein of 727 amino acids. Gene Ontology annotation, biological process: glutamyl-tRNA aminoacylation; translation. Gene Ontology annotation, cellular component: cytoplasm; cytosol; methionyl glutamyl tRNA synthetase complex. The transcript is spliced from 6 exons. Gene Ontology annotation, molecular function: glutamate-tRNA ligase activity; ATP binding.
AUGGAGAUGAAGCUUUUGUAUGCGGUUGAUAAUCCUCCCCUCCCCGUCAUUGCUGCUUGUAGUAUUAGGAGAAUUUCAAUGAUGGAUUCACUCCCAUCCUCCAGUGCUCCCUCGUUUAUAUUGCCAGAUGGAUCGAAGAUUGAAGGAACAUUUAUUAUUCUGCGAUAUAUUGGACGAAGAAUGAACCUUUAUGGCAAGGGUGUUUUCCAGUCUGGACAGGUUGAUGAGUGGCUAGACUAUAUACCCAUCUUCUAUCAAGCCUCUAAAUUUGAAGUAGCUUGCAGCUUUGUAGAUACUUUUCUCUCCACGUCAUCCUUUUUGGUCGGUUGUGAUUUAUCAAUUGCAGAUCUAGCCUUAUGGUCAGCUCUUUCAGAAACUAGUCAAAGGUGGGGAAGCUUGAUGAGAUCUAAAAAGUACAAGAAUCUUGUGCGCUGGUACAACUCGUUGAUGCAUGAAUAUGCUACAUCCUUGAAUCAGGUUCUGAGAAUGGUUGUAGGAAAUAGAAAGCCAAGCACGGGAAUUUCAACAGAUUCAAAUUCUAAAAGUUUAUCCGGAAUUUAUUCAAAUGGUGUCACUAGUGAGAAGACUAACACACCUAGCUCUAGCUUGCCUGAAAUUGAUCUUCCUAAUGCCGAAGUUGGGAAGGUUUGUCUGCGAUUCGCACCUGAGCCCAAUGGAUAUUUGCACAUAGGGCAUUCAAAAGCAGCCUUACUAAAUAAGUAUUUUGCUGAUAAGUAUGAAGGCCGCCUAAUUGUUCGUUUGGAUGACACAAAUCCAGCUAAAGAAAGCGACGAGUUUGUGCAGAGUCUUCUCAAAGAUAUUGAUAGUCUCGGCCUUGUUUAUGAAGUUAUAACUUACACAUCUGAUUACUUUCCUCGGUUGAUGGAGAUGGCUGAGAAAUUAAUCCGUGAGGGUAAAGCCUAUGUGGAUGAUACACCAGUAGAGCAAAUGAGGACAGAAAGGGAUGAAGGGGUUGAAUCAAAGUGCAGGGGUAAUACUCUAAGUAAGAACUUAGAAUUGUGGAAGGAAAUGAUUGCAGGAUCUGAAAGAGGCAUUAAGUGUUGCCUUAGGGGUAAGAUAGACUUCCAGAAUCCAAACAAAUGUCUUAGAGACCCGGUUUAUUACAGAUGCAAUCUAGUUCCUCAUCAUCGGGUUGGAUCCAAAUAUAAGGUUUACCCAACCUAUAACUUUGCAAGUCCGUUUGUAGAUGCUUUGGAAGGCGUAACACAUGCACUUAGGUCAAAUGAAUAUCGUGACCGUGAUGCUCAGUAUCACUUGAUCCAGAAGGAUAUGGGAGUUAGAGAAGUUUGUUUUUAUGAAUUUAGCAGAUUGAAUAUGGUCUAUACACUUUUAAGCAAGCGUAAGCUUCUGUGGUUUGUGCAAAACGGAAGAGUUGAGGGAUGGGAUGAUCCUCGUUUGCCAACUGUGCAAGGGAUGGUGCGUAGAGGUCUUAAGAUCGAGGCAUUGGCCCAAUUCAUACGUGAGCAGCGGGCUUCCACAAAUCAAAAUAUGAUGGAAUGGGACAAAUUGUGGUCCAUAAAUAAAAGGAUUAUUGAUCCUGUUUGUCCUAGACAUACUGCUGUGCUUGAGGAUCGUCGUGUUAUAAUUUCCUUAAUUGAUGGCCCAGUGGAGCCUUUUGUGCGCAUUCUACCUCGGCAUAAAAAGUUGAAAGAUACAGGAGAUAAAUGCAUAUAUUAUACCAAAAAUGUAUGGAUUGACUAUGUUGAUGCUUUAAGCAUCUCUCUUAAUGACGAGGUGACUUUAAUGGAUUGGGGAAACGCCAUCAUUAAAGAGAUGAAGAGGGAUGAGACAGGCACUAUUGUGCAGUUAAUAGGAGUAUUGCAUCUUGAAGGAUCUGUUAAAGCAACGAAGCUGAGGCUGACAUGGCUUCCUGAGAUGGAUGAAUUAGUCAGGCUUCAACUUGUGGAGUUUGAUUAUCUCAUUACGAAGGAGAAGCUGGAAAAGAUGCAAGAUGAGGAAGAUUUUCUCAAGACACUUAAUCCUGUCACCAGAAAGGACACCUUGGCACUCGGGGACUCAAACAUGCGGAAUUUGAAAUCGGGAGACAUCAUACAAUUGGAAAGAAAGGGUUACUUCAGAUGUGAUGUUCCAUAUUUGAGACACUCAAAGCCAAUGGUUCUUUUUGCGAUUCCAGACGGAAGGCAGCGUAAUGUUGUCAAGUAACGCAUUCAGUCCGCUGUGCUGAUAAACUCAUCUUAGUUUUUAUCUACUAACUUAUUUAAUAUAAGAGGACCAUUAUAAUAUUUCCCAAAUUCAAAAUGUCUAUUGGUUUUCUCAACAGCUUGUUCAUUAAUCCUGGAAAAUGUAAGGAUAUUAAGUCGUCUCCACCUCUGGAUGAUUUUCGCUGCUCCACUCUUCAUCUCAUAGCAUAUCAUUGUUCUACUGUGUUUCCAUCUGUUUUUUUUCUUUUUUUUUUUUGGUUAAGGAGAAACAAACCAAGAGUGACCCCUAGUAUAGGAUUAGUUUACAACAUCUUUUCAAAUGAUGGUAGAAAACAAAUUAGAAGAAAACCAAUACAAAAGCGAAGGGGCAUCAAUGACUCCUAUGAGCCAUAAUGUCUGCCACUUGAUUAGCUUUUUGAUCGACGAUAGCAAUGAUUAAUAGACGCCUCUUGAAACUUUUUUAGCUCCUUCAAAUUAUCCACAAUCAAAAAGCUAAUUUCCUAAGGAAUCUUCCAACAUUGUCGAAUAGAGUUGAUAAUAACCAAAUUAUCCCCUUCAACAAGAGAAUCUAUACAAAUAUAUUAAAAAAGCGUGCGAAAAAAGUCUAUGUGCCACGUGGCACUCUCCUCACAUUUCUAAUGCAAAUGUUUUAUGUCUAU